This is a messenger RNA of Arabidopsis arenosa, 1037 nucleotides long. NCBI's taxonomy places the organism in Eukaryota, Viridiplantae, Streptophyta, Magnoliopsida, Brassicales, Brassicaceae. The record is from the annotation of a GenBank genome assembly.
GAUCAAUUUACAUCGUGGAGUUCUAGAAGUUUUGAAAUUUGAAAAGGGUUUAGCUUUCUUCUGAUCACUUGAUCGAUUAUAAAUCGAUUUGUUUUCAGACCCGUGAAGCCGGAUAAAACUCAAGAAGUGUCCUCUUAGAGAGUCGCAAAGGCGAAAGAAAAUUUACAAAAUUCAUAAUGGUUCAGAAGCUUGAACUGAUCAAAGGUGGGGGUGGAUCGAUAAAAAUAGGAGCAACAGGAACAGUCGCAACUCUAAUGACUCGGGAGCUGGACUCCAUGAAACAAACUUCACCUCAGACUCCCACAACGAGACCCAUUAGAACAACAAUCCCUGUCUCAGUAGACUGUGGCACAUCUUCUUCAACUCCAAGAAGAUCAAAACCAAGAAAAUCAUCAGACGAAGCUAGCAGCAGCAGCAACAACAGCAAUGUUAACAAUGUUAGAACACCAAAGGGUCACAAUGCCAAAACCACCCAUCAGCUUUCAAUGCUUGGCUCUGAUAAUGUCAGAACACCAAAGGGUCACAAUACAAAAAGCACUCAUCCGCUUUCAAUGCUUGGCUCUGAUAAUGUUAGAACACCAAAGGGUCACCACAAUACCAAAAGCACUCAUCAGCUUCCAAUGCUUGGCUCUGAAAAUGUAUCGUUGCAAGGAACCCCGAGAAGAGAGAAGAGAAUGAACAUUGUGGAGAUUGUGGAUGUGAAAUGCGGGAAUCCAGAUCGAGCUUGGGCUAAUCCGAUAACUAGUAGACUCAAGAAGCUUGGAUUCUCUAAACUCGACGAGAGCAUUGGUUAAGAGCUUUGCAAACUUUGCCUUAUACUCUGUGUCACUUCUGGUUUGUAAAUCGGGUAUGAACCGGUUUAAACCAAAUCACAAUGUAAUCUUUCUUUUGUCAAACCAACAAUGUAAUUGUAAACGAAGCUACAUUGGUCAUUCGCAUUCAUUUUGUUUUUGGCAUCUAUCUUUAUCAACAGGCUAAUUCACCUAAAUUGAAAUGACUAUAAUGGGCGGAUUCAUGAAUAAACGCACUAAAUUGUG